This is a messenger RNA of Andrographis paniculata, 1631 nucleotides long. RefSeq lists its product as uncharacterized. The transcript is spliced from 13 exons. The record is from RefSeq and is a predicted model, not a curated record. The coding region runs from base 230 to 1393 and encodes 387 amino acids. Lineage: Eukaryota; Viridiplantae; Streptophyta; Magnoliopsida; Lamiales; Acanthaceae.
AGCGAGCGAGCGAGAGAGAGAGGGAGAGAGGGUUGGGUUGGUUUGUCUGGCGGAGACGCCGAGGCUGAAAAAGACAGACAGAGAGAGAGGGAGAGAGAGCUCUCCUCCCCUCCCCUCCUCCUCCUCCUCCUCCUCCUCCCCUCGCUGCUCAUUCAUUCUUCCUUCUUUUCUUGCCUUUACCCUUGAUGUUUCUCCCUCUUUCCUUCCUCCGCCGCCCAAUUCUUGACAAAUGUCGGUUCUUUCCACUUUCUCCCACCGCCAUUCCGAUCUUCCUUUCUCUUUCACCUCCUCCAUUAAUCACCGCCCCCGCCCCUGCCCCUGCCCCUGCCCCUGCCCCUGCCCCUGCCCCCUCAAACUCAACACUUCCCGGCCUUCUUCUGCCCACGUUGCUUUGAGUCGCUUGCGAAGGGUAUCCAUCCGUCGGGGUACCUCCAUGACAAUGCUAGAUGAGAGGAUAGCAGAUAGGAGCAUUGUGGUGAACCCUGCUGAUAUUUUGGCAUAUGAUCUUGUUCAAGGAGCAGAUGUGACCUGGAGUUACAUCUUGGACAAAACCGCACCCCAGCCCCCAACUGCAGUUCUUUUACAUGGUAUUCUAGGUAGCCGAAAAAAUUGGGGAACUUUUGCCAGGAGAUUGGCCAAAGAGUUUCCUAAAUGGCAGUUUCUCCUUGUAGACCUGCGGUGCCAUGGUGAUUCAGCGUCUCUAAGAAGGAAAGGGCCUCAUACUGUUGCAUCAGCUGCUCUUGAUGUUUUAAAGCUACUUGGCGUGCUGAAGUUAACCCCUCGUGUGGUAAUUGGUCACAGCUUUGGUGGUAAAGUUGCCUUGAGCAUGGUGGAUCAAGUUGCAAAGCCCCUUGCUCGACCUGUUAGAGUCUGGGUUUUAGAUGCUACCCCUGGAAAUGUUCGGGCUGGAGCAGAUGGAGAUGACCAUCCUGCUGAGCUUAUAUCAUUCUUAAGUACAUUCCCAAAAGAGAUUUCUUCAAAACGGGAUGUCAUGGAAGCUCUUAUUCAACAUGGGUUUUCGAAGGAUGUGGCACAAUGGGUGGUCACUAAUCUUCGGCAGAUUGAGGUUAAUGGUGCGUCGUCAUCAAGUUUACAUUGGGUGUUUGAUCUCAAUGGUAUUUCAGAUAUGUACCAGUCAUAUGAGGAAACAAAUAUGUGGAAGGUCGUGGAAGAUGUUCCUCGAGGAGUUCAUAUUGAUUUUCUGAAAGCAGAGAGGAGUUUGCAUAGAUGGGCAGUAGAGGACAUUGAGAGAAUCCACAUUGCUGAGGAGCAAGCUGUCGAAGAGGGAGGUGGAGUUGAGAUGCAUGUCCUGGAAGAUGCAGGCCACUGGGUCCAUGCGGACAACCCAGACGGGCUCUUCAGAAUCUUAUCAUUCUCAUUCCAAGGGUUCUGAAUCUGAUGGACCUGAUAAUCGGUUGCAUCUUUCACCUGCACAAGGAAAGCAGGGAUGUCCGGCGGCUUCACACCGUAGAAUAUUGCACAAGGUAGUAGGUGUGUUGUGCUGCUGCCGCUGCUACUUCUGACUCGUGAUGGAUGGAUGUGUUAUGAUUAUUAUUUUUGUUCUGUGUGCGGUGAUGAUAUAGAGUGUUGUGGGGAUGAUUGUUCUGUAGCAGUGGAAUUUUGGAAGUUUA